AUGCCUGCUACUAUACGGAAAGGGCAGAGAAGUGGGCCUGCGCUGUUCUCACCACAGCAGCAGAGGAAACCCUGCAAGUUGUAUGCUGUGAAGCAUCAAGUGGCAACUGUGAUUGUUGGCGACAUCCUGAAUGAUUCUCAGAACAAGUUUCUCAGCAUCAGCUGUGAUGGCUGGUGCCACAUGUUCAGUCUGCCGGCAGAUGCAAGCGAUGAAGACAGGAAGCAGCUGCAGCCUUUCCACACUCAGCGGUUACCUGCAAACACAAAGAUGGCCCUGCUGGCUGAUAUCAACAAGGAUGGGAAGAUGGAGCUGAUCCUUGGCCUGACCGAUCGUGUUGUUCGGACGUACCAGUGGAGUUCACUAAGCGAGAGUGGAACUGAAGGCCAGGGCAAGCUGGUGGGCCUGCACAAGUGGGAGUUUGCAAAUCAGGUGGGCAACAUCUCACUCAACAACACACCUGAAGGGGGCUUGGCCAUUCUGGUGGCACAGCCUGGUGGCACCUACAUCAAGCUUGACUUUGGCAUGUCUAAGGUUGGCAGCAGCCCCACCGACAGUACUGCCAGCAAUGGGACAGCACCCGAAGACAGCGCCCUACUAAUGUCGGUGGGUCCGCAGCACCACAAGCUGGGCCUGUCUCACAUGCGCAAUCCCAACGUGUCAUCAGUCAUUUCGGGCAGCAUCCGGGGCACCACCCGUGCUAAGGAACCGGUCAACUCUCUCAUGGCUCUGGCCACCCUGGACGGCACACUGAUGCUGGUUGAUGACGGAGACAACAUCCUGUGGUCCCUGCAGGUGGACCACCAGCUGUUUGCCCUUACCAAAAUGGAUGUAGUGGGGGAUGGUCGUGAAGAGGUGAUAGCAUGUGCUUGGGACGGCCAGACAUACAUUGUCAAUGAAGAACGGCAGUCGGUGCGGUUCCAGUUUGAUGAAGCAGUGUGCACCUUCACGGCUGGUAAUCUGACUUUGAGUCCUGGUGAGGCGCUGCCCUCCCUCGUCUAUGCAACGUUCAACAAUCGCAUCGUAGUGUACUACAACAUCACCUUCACAAACAUGGCCACGCAGUCGCUGCUGGACGACACUGAGCUUGUGGCCAAGAUUAACAACCUUGUGCCUGGUGUGGACCCGCGCAAGUUUCUCCAGUGGUGUAUGUAUGGAUCUCGGCCACUGCUAGGGGACCAAGCAUGUCCUGUGGAGAGCGCUGACCCAGAUGAAGGAACUGAAGAUGCCGGAUGAGCUACAAGUUCAGUCGCCAUCCUGAGACUACACUGAUCAUUGUGCUCUCCUACUUUGUGACUGAUGAGCCGGCUGUGUUUCCACGAGGCCGGGUCCAGCUCCACAGGGUCACCACAGGACUGCAGGAGCAUGGACACCUGCAUAAAUAAAGUUCUCUAUUUU
Molecule: messenger RNA, 1395 nt
Organism: Dermacentor silvarum
Lineage: Eukaryota; Metazoa; Arthropoda; Arachnida; Ixodida; Ixodidae
Product: KICSTOR complex protein ITFG2
Exons: 14
Coding region: 1-1233 (410 amino acids)
Biological process (GO): regulation of TOR signaling
Cellular component (GO): KICSTOR complex
Molecular function (GO): protein binding
Source: RefSeq, a predicted model, not a curated record